Messenger RNA from Priapulus caudatus, 1574 nucleotides. Its product is annotated as cellular retinoic acid-binding protein 2-like. Gene Ontology annotation, biological process: fatty acid transport. Bases 424 to 831 code for a protein of 135 amino acids. The record is from RefSeq and is a predicted model, not a curated record. NCBI's taxonomy places the organism in Eukaryota, Metazoa, Priapulida, Priapulimorpha, Priapulimorphida, Priapulidae. The transcript is spliced from 2 exons. Gene Ontology annotation, molecular function: fatty acid binding. Gene Ontology annotation, cellular component: nucleus; cytosol.
CUGCGAUAUGUCGCUGCGGUUGAUAAGAACUUCCGGGAUUCGAUCGUUUCUGACCAUACCUGUGUAACCAUCGGUUUAACUCACAAUUUAGUGCCCGCCAGCUGAGUUUUAGCCCGUCAUCGCUUCCAGUUGCAACACUUUCCUUGGCCUUCCUUAGACGAGUGUGCAGUGUGGACACUAACCGAUAAAAUCAUCCGUAUAUCCACUGACCUGCGGGCGACUAUUUGCGCGUAUAAACACCACGUGGCCUGUAAGCUACCCUCACGCGAUACACGCAAUCAUAAAGUCUAAAGUCUAGAGUGUAAGGUAGCGUUGCACUGGUCGUCCAACCACUGAGCAGGGCGUCGCCGCACGAAACUCACACCAUCCCACGCCAACUCUAGCCGUCGACGCCGCCAGCAACGCCGCCAGCAACGCCGCACCAUGGAGCAAUUUACGGGCAAGUGGAAGCAGGAGCGUGCGGAAAACCUGGACGAGUACCUGACGGCGCGCGGCGUACCGUGGAUCGCGCGCAAGGCGGCGACCGUGUCUUCGCUGCACAUGGAGGUCGAGGGAAAGCCGGACGACACGUGGCGACUCUACCAGUACACGACGCUCCGCACGAUCAUGGACGUCACGUUCACGCCCGGCAAGGAGUUCGACUUCAAGCGCAUGGAUGGCAUCGAGUGCAAGGUGACGUUCCGCGUAGAUGGAAUGAAGCUGCUGCAGGACACGCGUGAGGCAGAUGGCUCCAUCGAUGUCAUCAAGCGCGAGCUGAUGGCGGACGGGAGCCUCGUGCAGACGCUGUCUUGUAAGGACGUCGUCUGCAAGCGAUACUUCACGAAGGUGUGAUGGCAUGCGGGCGUCCAUGUUGGAUCCAGGCAGCCAUGUUGGAUCCAGGCAUCCAAGUUGGAUCCAGUCAUCUGGUCUGAAUCUUAGAGCGUAGAAAACCAACCAUGCAGGCACUAAUGAAACGCAGCAUAUAUAAUGCUCUGCAUGUAAACUUGAACGUAUACAAUGAAUUUGAAAAUGUGCGAAUACGUGUAACAAAUGUAUGUUGUGUAAGGGUUAGGGUUAGGCACUGUCAGAAGUAACUUUGAUUACGAUUCAUCCAGAGGUUGUUUGUAACUGCCGUUUGUCGGAUGUGGUAUUGGUUGUUAGAGUAAUAGAUACAUUGGCCUUGCUAUCACCUGGUUAUAUAAUUCAAGCUGUAACUGAUCUUUCAUAAAGUGAAGACUGAACAAAUACUUGGUCGUACCUUAAUUGUAGAGUGUACUCUUGCUUAUAAGUAGAGAUUGAACAAAUACUAGUCGUGCUCUAGUCUCUUCAGAAUCGGCACUGUGGGUGAAGUGGGUUAACAAUCGCGUGCAGGUACUUUUUGUACUGAAGCAUUCUGUGGUUCGCUAUUGUUCAGAAAAGAGCUCAAUUGAGCUCAUUUCAGCAUGGACAACUAUUGCUUAGAGCUGUCUGACUAAAUGUGGUGCCCCUGCAAUUCUAUACCCUUGAAGUGUUCUUUAGUGAAAUCAUGUGGACUGAGUGCAUGCUGAUUUGGUAAAAUCUGUCUAUUAAAAAUCACUAUAAAUAUUGCAAACGUA